Messenger RNA from Hipposideros armiger (great roundleaf bat), 9344 nucleotides. RefSeq names its product NHS like 2 (gene NHSL2). The transcript has 8 exons. Gene Ontology annotation, biological process: cell differentiation. The record is from RefSeq and is a predicted model, not a curated record. Lineage: Eukaryota; Metazoa; Chordata; Mammalia; Chiroptera; Hipposideridae. Bases 452 to 3859 code for a protein of 1135 amino acids.
GGGAGGUCAGCCCUCUGCGGGGCUCUGACUUGGGCCUUUGGCUGAGAAACUUACCUAAGGAAAGACCAGACCAGCUCAGACAGCUCCCGUCACUGGCCUGCUGUGACGGGACCAACUGGACCAGUGUGGCUGUGCGUGGGUGCUGGAGGUGGAGGGCAGUGGGAAAGGCGAGAGAGGAAAGUCACUUUUGGAAUCCUGCCUCAUUUUCCCUGGGCUGGGCAGCCCAGGAACAAGUUCACGGGUCAACAGAUCAUGUGACCAAUGGGGCCAAACUGAGCCAGCCAGGGUGUUAGGAGGCGGGGACAGGAAGGGUCCCUGGGUGCCCCUGAGGAGCCUGGGGACGGGCUUCAGAGCAGCACAGAGCCCAUCAGCUCCCUGCCCCUGGUGUGGGUCCAGCACACGCUUCUUCCUUGCAUGACGACCUGCUGGAUGUGGCGUCUUGGCCAUCCACAUGGCUAGGAUGGAGCGAGCAGAGGCUGUCACCAUCUUCUGGAACCGGGGAGCUGCAGCUAACUCGGGUCGGGAAAAUGAGACAGCGGCCGCCCACUCGAGGUCGUCAUGGCGACAGCCAGUGAACGUGUUCCUCUCCUCGGGCAGGCCCCCGAGUGUAGAGGAGCUGCUUCGCGAGGCGCAGCUCAAUCUCCAGAGCCUGUUGCAAGAAGAAUAUGAGGAACAGUACUCGGAGGCCAGACUGCUGGGGCAGACCUUCCGCUCUGCUGAUGAGGCCCCUGAGCCCACCCCCAGCCCAAGGCCCCAGUGUGCCAGGCGUCUGGAGUUGGUACUGAUGCCUACAAAACAGCAGCUGAACGAGGAUGAGACCACCACCCAGGGUGUGAGGGCCCCUGAGGCCUCUCUGAGCCUGUCGACCCCAGCCAACAAGCAAGCUGCCUGGACUAGCCCCUUCCCUCUGCCCACCCUAGAGGAGAAGCGACGGCGGCAGCCUUGCUCCACGCACUCUGACAUUGUGCCAAUCAACAUCUCUGGGCAGCAGUUUGAUAAACAUGCAAGUUUGCGACACUCGUUGUUUAACACAGAGACAGCCGUGAACCCCAAGUCCACCCUGAGGCGGAGGCGGACCAUUAUUGGAUUCUCUAACUUUUCCCAGCGAGACCAAGGUCACAACAACAGCCCCACAGGCAGGGUGCCCCGCUCUGCCAGCUCAGACAUCAGGCCCAGUCAUUCUGUUCCAGAAGGAGCUUAUGGAAGAGUUGCAGUUGGUCAGGAAGCCCCGUUCCCAAAUCUCACCUCACCAGUACUGAGAAAUCCUUCUAGUGACCCAGAAGAACCUCUCCAGGCACGUGGUGGCACCAAGCCUCCUGGCAUGGAGAGCAUGGGAAUGGUGUAUAGUGUCCCCAGUUCUUGCAAUGGACCAACAGAAUCUACAUUUUCUGCUUCCUGGAAGGGAGAUGCUUUUACCUACAUGACUCCAAGUGCCACCAGUCAGAGCAAUCAAGUCAGCGAAAAUGGAAAAAAUCCUUCCACUGGGAAUUCGUGGGUCUCUCUGCACACACUGCCACCUCUGGUUCCUAAGGAGGCUGCGACCCUCUUUGUCACUCGUGACAACCCUGCAGGAUGCAGUGGGCCAGCUGGCUACUCUGAGCACCCUAUUUACCGAAGGCAAGGAUUGGAGCGACCCUUCAAGGCCGGCCUUCUGACAGGUGGUACCUCGAGACUGGAGACAGGCCCAGGUGGGGUCAGCAGGUUCCGGGAGCGCUCGCUGUCUGUUCCCACAGAUGUGGACUGUGGUGAGGAGCAAAAGGCCAGUGAAGCCUGUGCCCUGCCUUAUGCCAGUACAAGUUCUGAGGGGAGUAACAGUGCAGACAACAUUGCAUCCCUUGGUGCCCACCAGGAGGUCCAGCACAGAAGGCAGAGAUCCAAGAGUAUCUCACUUAAGAAGGCCAAAAAGAAGCCUUCCCCACCGACGCGCAGUGUGUCGCUGGUCAAAGAUGAGCCGGUGCUCUUGCCAGAAGGUGGGCAGGCACUACCCAAGGACCAGAGGCCCAGGAGCCUUUGCCUGUCCUUGGAACACCAAGGACAUCACUCAUCCCAGGGUCACCCCGCUGUGCCAACCUUCAAAGAUCCAGAAGGUGCACACUUCUCUCAGCACUGGUAUCUUAGUGACUGGAAGUCUGGUGACACCUACCAGUCCUUGUCCAGCUCCAGCACUGCCACUGGCACCACGGUCAUUGAGUGCACCCAGGUUCAGGGCAGCUCAGAGUCUCUUGCCUCCCCGUCCACCUCCAGAGCCACUACGCCUUCCCAACUCUCCAUUGAGGUAGAGGCCAGGGAGGUGCCCUCCCCGGGAAGGCUCGCUGGGCUGAUGUCACCCUCCAGUGGCUACUCUAGCCAGUCAGAGACACCCACACCUACUGUCUCCAUGUCCUUGACCUUAGGCCACUUGCCCCCUCCAAGCGGCAGUGUCCGGGUGCGUCCAGUGGUACCUGAAAGGAAGUCAUCCCUACCCCCAACAUCACCGAUGGAGAAAAUUUCCAAGUCACGACUAUCGUUUGACCUACCAUUAACCUCUUCGACCCACCUGGAUCUGUCUGGGAUGAGUAUCUCCAUCCGAAGCAAAACCAAGGUGAGCCGGCAUCACUCAGAUACAAAUUUUGGGGCCAAGCUGGCCCAGAAAACUAGCCCCAAUCAGCCAAUCAUGCCCAUGGUUACUCAGUCUGACUUACGCUCUGUUCGCCUGAGGUCAGUCAGCAAGUCUGAGCCAGAAGAUGACAUUGAGAGCCCUGACUAUGCUGAGGAAUCAGGAGCAGAAGUCUUGACCUUGCCAGAGAGGAAGAUGAAACCUCCCAUAGCUGAGAAACCCCCACUGGCCCGAAGGCCUCCAAGCUUGGUCCACAAGCCCUCAUCCGUCUCCGAGGAAUACCCACUAACCUCGCCUGCGUUGGCUGUGACCUUUAAGAGCUCCAAUCAACACAUGCGGCCACUCCCUCCAGACACCCAUGCGGUAGCUCGGAAACCAAAGUCCUCCAGCUUCCCUGAGGCCAGAAGCCCAGGGGGAUCAGCAGCACCCUCCUCUCUUGUUUUCACACCUUUUGUCAGUUCCUCUGGUGCUUUCUUCUCAGGAACACAGCAACCUCCCCAGGGAACUACGGAGGACGAGGCCCCCAAGGUGAAAGCCCUGCCUGAGAGGAUUAGCCUCCAGAGCCAGGAAGUCGCUGAGAAGAAGAAAGGCAAGAUCCCACCUCCUGUACCAAAAAAGCCCAGCGUGCUGUACCUGCCUCUCACGUCACCCACAGCUCAAAUGGAGGCCUACGUGGCCGAACCCAGGCUGCCUUUCAGCCCUGUCAUCACCUUGGAGGAAGAUGCCAAGUGUCCCCGUGCCGGCGACCAGCUGCAAUCACCUGGUACAAGGAUGACUUCAACCCCACAAGCUGACGGUGAAAGGGAGGCAAGCCCUACAGGGAGUUCUAUGGAAGCAAGCACUGAAGAAAAAAGUGUCAUCAGUGAUAAGACAGCUGAAUGGAUUGCUGAAGACGAUGACGAUGUGUUUGUGGCUUCACGCACAACUGAAGACUUAUUUACAGUGAUACACAGGUCCAAAAGAAAGCUGCUUGGCUGGAAGGAGCCCGGCGAGGCCUUUGCCGGAGGCAACAGACCGAGCUCCCACUCACCAAUAAGGAACGCAGCUGAUGCGCCAGUCAUCAGUGAGCCGGCUGCCUGUGCCAGCCUCGAUGCUGGCAGAAAUGAUGAUUUCAAAGCCUUGCUACAGAAGAAGGGAAGUAAGGCAACCCCGAGGUCCCGCCCCUCAGCAGCUGAACUGCUGAAGACCACUAGCCCACUGGCUCGGAGAAUUAUCGCACAGUUUUCAAAAGACUACGACAGCACCGACAGCCCCAGCACCUAAAGCACAGGUCGAGCAAGCAGGCUUUAGCGAGUAGACCUGAGUAGAGAAGGGGGAAGAGGAAGGCUUUUCAAAAGAAACCAUGCAAAUAACAAAAGAGCCUACAUUUCUUUUACAUCCGCUUACAUUCUGGACAGCAGGACAGAGACCACUGUAUCUAGAACUAAAAUCAUCAGGCACUUUAAUCAUCCUCAGACAUUUUACAUUUUCAUACUUCAAAUCUUGCCAUUACUUACUACCGAUUUUCUCAUUUUCCCCCAGAAAUUCUCAGAUGCAAGGGCACAGGUGCCAUCUUUUCAAUCAAUGACUCUGCUGCUCCUGUCACUGAGGGAGGGGCAUGGUGUGAGAGCAGAUUGGGGGCUGCCACACCUGGGGCCGUAGGGAGCCAUUGCUGAUUAUUCGCUUUCCUCCAAGGACUUGAUGACCUAUGUGGAGAAACAGGAAGACUUGGAUGCCUCCUCGACCACAGUUUAUGUCUCCCUCUCAAGACGUUUGCAGGUGUGCACUCAUUGCGGCAUGGGGUUGAUUGGAUGGCUUUUGUUGUGCAAAAUAUGAAUGUGACUCUGUCCUGAGCUUCAUGCCUUUUUCAGUUUGAUUGUCUACACGGAGAUCAGGGUGAUGAGUUUCAAUAACAUACAGACCCUUCCCCCCCACCCCUCAGCUAGAAAAGGUCAGGACUGGGUUGCUUUGGACGAACCAAGCUAAGCCAACAAACUUGGCUGCCAUUUGUUCACGCCAAUCCAAGGUAACUUGCACAUGAGCCUUGAGACCCUUCAAGUGUCUGCCAACGAUAGCUAGGACCUGUGCCCAGCUUAUGCUGCAUUCUAAGAACUCUCAUUCCACUUGCAUAUGACACCCAUUACAGGAAGUGAUUAGCUGAAGGAACAGCAUCAUCAAAGGCUAAUGGAGGAGAGGAAGUGAGUGUCACUUGCCCACCACCAUUCAAUUCAGAUUGUGCUUUGUGUUGGGUUUGGUUUGGUUUAAAGAAAGUUUUACUCUGGUGCAAAUCUGAGAACACAAGCAAAAAAUAUACAUCCAGAAUCUAAAAGGAAGCCUUGCAAGUUGCUAUGGCCCACAACACAAAAAAAAGGGCUACUUUUUGCCAUUUAGUUUCUGCUAUUUGACCAACUUGCAGUUAACCAUGUGGGAGGAGAGUGUAAAAACUGGGUAAAAGGGAUGCUGGUGGAGCCACAGAAUAAUCAUUGUGACCCCUCCUCCCCCACCCCAAAGCUUAGCGGCACUAACUAUUCUUGUCAGUUCAAUUUUCUAAGCAAAACAAGAACAGUGAUUCAUUUGAUUUUCAUAUGUCUGUUUCUGGGAGGUUGGGGGGAAAGCAGACAAAGCAGUGAACAAAGAAAUCUGGCUGACCAAUAAUGGUGGGUUAAUUGUCCACCAUUCCCAAGAGGGAGAAAGAAGUCAAAUGAAAUUGUAACCUGCUUCACAGAGGGUUCUGCGACACCUUCCUCCUUCAUUCCCCACCCCUGCCACCCACCAGUCAUUGAUGAACCUCCUGGAAGAUGCAGAAACUGCCCCAGAGACAAGCAGAUCUUGGUUUUGAUAGGUCACAUUGUUCACCAAUGAGAAGCAAGCUCUUAGCUCAGCUGUCCAGUGGACAGAGCAGCUGGAAAACCACACUGAGUGCUAGAAGACUUGGGCCCCUCACACAGAAGCCCGAAGCCUAGGCCCUGGGUUGGUACAGUUCUGAACUCUAGACUUCUGAGUACAGGUCAGGCCUACCGACACCCUUGCAAUCAGCACUUCCCCUUAGUGACUUAGACAGCAGCCACUGAAAACAAUCACCAGCAAAAGCCCAGUUGCUUUUGAAAACAUUCGAACUAUUUGGUUUGAAGGUCCUGACCAAAUUUCAGUGGUUUUGCCUGAAAUAAAAUAGAUUCAUUCCUGGCCUUUAUUUACAUGUGAAUGUCACAGUUGUCUGCCCCAGUCGCAGAAUUCCAAAAGACAGAAACAUUUCCCUGUGUAGGGAAACGAAGGGGUGUUGUGCUUUCGCCUGACAAAGGUGAAGGGCCGCCAGGCCUUUCUCCUGGGGAACUAUUAUGAAUGGCUGAACUCUAAAGCCAAGUUUGAGACUCGCAUGCUAUAGGACUUAUUACUUCUGCUGAUUUUUCUGGAAGCUUCUUGUUUGCUACUUCUGGUGGGGUUUGCCGCUCCCCUCAUCUUGCUACCUCUGGUGGUUUUCCCAAAGGAUUCUAAUGUGGAAUUCCCAGACACCUUAAUGUUUUUCAAUUACCUUGACUCUUGCUUUCCUCUACAAUAGCCUGUUUGGCUGGAAUUUUUAGAAUAUGUUCCAUGUAAUCACAAUGGCCCUCAAAUCCCCAGUGGUGUUCCCAAUAGCACAAGAGGGUUUGGGGCAGAGAUGGUAAGGUUGGAGGCAGCACUGAGGACUGAGGCUUAAUGUUGGGAGUAGGAAAGAUGUUGGGGGUUAUGUUCAAGCCUGCCUCUCGCCCAGGCACAUAGCACAUGCUUGCUGCCUUCUGCUGAGACUGGGCACAAGAGACCGAAAGCCCCACCAGGAAGGCUUUCGGAGAACCCACUACUACCAGUGUGAAUAGUAAUAACAGAAGGGGUUCAAGGGAAAUGAAGUUGGCCCUAGGGGGUCAGUUUCCCAUUCUAGUUGUUUCUAUCCCUUUGUUACCUCUGAUUCCAGCUGGUGGCUCUGCCAGACUGAGUCCAGUCCAGUCAAGGAGAACGUUAAUUGGUAGCCAAGAGUGCUUUGCACUUGGUGGGUAUUCGUUACGAAUUUGUGGUUUGCAUGUUGAGGAUAGCGAGCCAGUCAUUCUCAGCAUGACAGGAAGCUUUGCUGGUCUCCUGCCCUUUACCUGUCUCGGUCUCUCUUGUGGGGCUCUCACCUGGCCCUAACUUGUCCCUCAGCCCCAACUCCUGUGAACUGCAUGCCUAGUCGACAGUUCACCCUUUAAGGAGGCAAGACCACAGGCAACAAAGUAGUUCAUGGUAGCUUCAUGCACACAAAUUGACCAGUUGAUCUGGACACAUCACCUUGAAUGUGCAAAGAUAGAGGAGAUUCUACAACAAGCAUUUUACCAGACAUCCAUUUUAACUGUCUAGACAACAUGGAUCAGAUUGCGAUCCACUGUACCCACCAGUCUCAGCAGAUCUGUCCAUGCACCUGCCUUCUUUCUCAUAAACCAACUAGUCCCUAAAAAGCCGAGUUCAUGGCCAGUGCUCUGUUCCUCACCACUGCAGCCUUUCAUCAUCUCCACAUCUGUAACACAAUGGUGAGCUGUCCCUUUAAUAUGAUUUGCCAGGGCCACGACUAGAGUGAGGUGAGUGAGGGGCCUGGGGUGCAAAAUUUAAGGAGGCGCCCAUUGUCGGGGCUGUGCAAGUGCCUUACCCUGGUCCCGGCCCUGCGUUCACACUCCAUAAAGUAGUAUCAGUUAAUCUCCUUCCUGUGAACAAGUAUGGUCCUGAUUUGGGGGAGACCCCCACCUCUUUUUGCAGCGAAUGUUUUAUCGCUGUGUUUCCACUGCUAUAAACCUUUGUAUGCCUCUACAUCACAGACUCUUCAGUACUAUCUGAAAAUAUGGUUGCUUUCUACGUCACCUGCUCCAGGUGGCAAGUUAGCACCCAUUUCAGUAAGGGAGGCAGACCGGAAUAGCCCGUCAGCAAAAUCAUGAGUGAGCUGGGGUCCCCAGACCUUGCUUUCCAGCACCCACUGUCCCGAGUGCCUCCUACUUUGUCCUCUUCCCAGCUAAGAAAAGCGUGCUCUCAGGAAAGGGCUAAAUUCAAGGCUUAAUGCUACCUCUUCUGAGGGUCGUUUGCAGCUUGACAGGGGAAAAGCCUUAAGCCAAAGGAAUGAAGUUCUACUUGUAGAAUUUUAGGCAUCAGUUAGUGGCAGAGGUGUGUUUUUCACCGUGGAAAGGCCAAAUUCCCUGACAGCUAACUGCAGAAUGUAGAAAAAUACCGCUAUCUCCUGGAAUUGUUUUCCUAAAUGACUGGUGGUCAAUUUAACUGUGCUGAUACCCAGUGCCACCAAGGGACUCUCAGAAAUGGCUACGAAAAGCCACUGAAAAGGCCUAGAUAAUUCAUUUGUACAUGACCAUUUUUACAUAGAUGGAACUAAUAGUAUUUACCAUUUGAGUAAAAACACAACGAUUUAAAGAGUUGGUGAAAAUGUGUCCUGUUUGUGAAAGGUCAGACUGUUGCAAUACUGUCCGAUCCACGUCAGUCAUCCAGCAUUGGUGGUGAUUGUUAAAACGAUUGGAGGUACAGCUUUACUGAACACAAGCCUCUGCUUCCCCCAUCUAUGUUUUGCGCUCUCACCUCAGCUUGGUAUGAGAGUGAGACCAGUCCCUCCAAAGCCUUUGCGUGCAUUUCAGCUCUAAGCGACUAAGACAUUAGGGAUUUAAAAGGACAAGAGAAUCACUCUGUGAGGGGUGUAAAUGUCUAACUAGUAUGUUGCUUUGUACACCUGAAACUAAUAAAAAAAAAGGACAAGAGAGUGGGAAAGAGGUACAAAGAUCCUCCUUUGUCAAAGGGCAGCAAAAAUUAUAAUGAUUGAAAUAAUGACAUGAAAUAAACAAAGUUUUAGAAUAUUCUGAAACAAAUUUAUAGAGGAACACAGUAAUAAAUGGCUAUAGACACAUAUUUGAGAUGCUUUUAAUGUUUAGCGAAAAUGAAUUUGUAUAAGUCAUGGGUUAUGUGAAAUAGGUAUAUACUCUUGUUCAGUAAAGCCCCCAAUCAAAGCUAGCGGUUCUCAAAGUGUGGUCCCAGGACCAGCAGAGCAGCAGCCCUGGAGUGUGAGAGUGUGUGUGUGUGUCUCUUCCAGUGAUGUUACUUCUUCAAGCCCUCGAAUCACACUAUAGCCACGACUGUCCCAAUGAUCCCGACCUUUCCUGUCAUUUCUGCUAUCAUUACAGUGAUCAGUCUCUGGCUAAGUGCUGUAGAUUGUCAUGUUGGUCAGGUAUAUGUUGUUUGGUGUUAAGAAAUUAUCAGACUGAAUCAACUACUUGCUCACUUUUUACACAUCUAGCCUGAUUUGGGUUUAAACAAAAUUUUUUUAAAUUCACAAAUACGAAAAAGGAAAAGGUGUUGCGUUUGUUUGGGAUUGCCAACCAUUAAAUAUCUAUCUUCACCAUGGUGGCUGUUUUCUAGAAGGGCUCUGGCAGAAGUAUAUUUGAUUUUAAGAUUUUGCCUAAAUAGUGGAAUUUGUAUCUACAAAUCCACAAACAAAAUAUGAGCUGGAACAACCAGUUAACCCCUCUCAGCCUCUCUUUAAUGCCAAGCUUUAUAGAAAUUUAUUCCUUACGUGGUGUUGAGCUUUUUUAAUGUCCAAUUUUAUAAAAUGUUAUGCAUGCAAAUACAAUGCUUGUUGUACAAGUCACCUCAAAUUCAUUUCCUCCGCCUUAUGUAUGAUGGUGAAAAAAUAUCAAUAUGUAUGUUCUUACCUCUCCUGAUCGAUUGUAAAUUGCAAAUCUUUUCAUUCGUUUUUAAAUGAGAUAUAUUUACUCUG